Molecule: messenger RNA, 1476 nt
Organism: Desarmillaria tabescens
Lineage: Eukaryota; Fungi; Basidiomycota; Agaricomycetes; Agaricales; Physalacriaceae
Exons: 3
Coding region: 1-1476 (491 amino acids)
Source: RefSeq, a predicted model, not a curated record
AUGCUCGCUAAUCCAGCCAGCCAAGGACAGGGAUUUGUUCAUCCUGCCUUGGAGCUUAGGAUGGAAAGGAUGCUUCGUUUUGAACAGUUCAUUCCCCAUCUCUCACACAAGGACCACUGGUCGAUGCGAUAUCGUGCAUACCCUGAGCACGCCUUUCUUACGAUCGAACUGGCGGCCGCUGUGUAUUCCCAUCCGUGUUUUUCCCAGAACUCUUCCCGACCGCAAGGGUCUGUCACUACUUGGACAUUUUUCCGGCAUGCUCUUAUUAAUGGCGCCCAAUUUCCUGUCAUCAUAUGGUUCAAUCUCGUACAAAAUGUGAUAAACGAAGACACAUUUGGUCCCAUCGACGCGACAUCCCAGGAUUUAUUUCCUGUUAUCCUAUGUUCAUCAGUCUAUCGGGCUCUCGCUUAUAAUGUGCCAUCGACAUUACCCUUGUCGUCACCUGCAGUAGAUUUUGGAACUGCUGUCCUGAGAUUUCAGCCGGAGGUAGUCGACCAGCUUUUGCAAUUGUUUUCUACAUAUAAUCGACACCAGGAUCACCCGUCCAUCUCUAUACGCUUGAGAGUCAUUCUGUCUCUCACGGAAUUUACGCUUUCUCGACUCUCUACGACUGAAACCGAAGAUGUUCGAGAGGCAUUCCGCCUUAUCGUCCAUUCCUUGAAAACACAUGUAGUUUCGUCAGCUCUUUCUGCCAAGGAGACCACCGCAGUAUUCGACACUAUCCUUGCAGUGUUUGAGAAUGGAAAAUGGGCUCUCUCACUCGACUGGGCGUGUGCGGACUUCCUAUGCAUAUAUGCGUAUGUGCUCGGCAUCUCGAACACUAAUACUGUCCCCGUAGAACGCCUUCCAGAAGCAGCCUUGUCCGAACCGGUACUGAAAGAGCUUGUCUCUAUCCUCAUUGUCAAACCCAUAGACCAAUAUGGCCUCAUUAGCUCGUUCAAUCUCGUUUGCGACAUCAUAGGAUACGGGCUCCGGGAGGAUGUCAUGGCGGCAUAUGACGUACUCCUGGACAUGCGCUGCUUCGAGGUAUUCAGUCGUAUUGCAUUCUAUCCGUGUUUGGUCAAAGUUGCUGGGGGAUAUCCUGAAAACCUUGUUGUCGCUUGCAUGAUCUUGGCCGUCAACGACUGGGAAAGCGUCGAUACAGAGAGGGUCAAAAUGGAUAUCAUGGGACUUGUUCAGCUUCGACCAUGGGAUCCCGCGUGGCCCAUUUGUCGUGAACGACUUCAGGACCUGGUUGAAUCUGAUCGGUUCUUUUCAUCCCAAUGCAAGUUAGAUGUGGAGAUUCUACCGUUGACGGAGAAUGAGAUAGAACUAGAGAGGAGAAAUAUACGGCUGGCGAUCGGUGUGCUCGAUGCGUACUUCUCUGGCGGCUCAGAGCCGCUGUCUGACUGUAGCGCCUGGAAACCUUUGGCACGGAGUCAUGCGCGCGGCCUUGUGAACUGGCGUCUGAGCCAAGAUGAACAGACGCAAGUAUGA